This is a messenger RNA of Choloepus didactylus (southern two-toed sloth), 1147 nucleotides long. RefSeq names its product CASP2 and RIPK1 domain containing adaptor with death domain (gene CRADD). The transcript is spliced from 3 exons. Gene Ontology annotation, biological process: signal transduction; regulation of apoptotic process. The record is from RefSeq and is a predicted model, not a curated record. Lineage: Eukaryota; Metazoa; Chordata; Mammalia; Pilosa; Megalonychidae. The coding region runs from base 131 to 730 and encodes 199 amino acids. Gene Ontology annotation, molecular function: death domain binding; protease binding.
GCAAUACUUCCUGUUUAAGGCUUUCGCCUUCAACAAAGAUGGUGCCUAUGGUACAGGUUCCCUAACAGUCUGGAUUCCGGUUGCAGGUUUUUUUUUUUUUUUUAAAAGAGACGUGGUUGCAGACGGGGGAAUGGAGGCUAGAGACAAGCAAGUGCUUCGCUCGCUUCGCCUGGAGCUGAGUGCAGAGGUGUUGGUGGAGGGACUGGUUCUCCAGUACCUUUACCAGGAAGGGAUCUUGACAGAAAACCAUGUUCAAGAAAUCAAAGCUCAAGCCACAGGCCUCCGAAGAACAAUGCUACUGCUCGAUAUCCUACCUUCCAGGGGUCCUAAAGCAUUUGAUACAUUCCUAGAUUCCCUGCAGGAAUUUCCCUGGGUAAGGGAGAAGCUGGAGAAGGCAAGGGAAGAAGCUGUAACUGAGCUGCCUGCAGAUGACGGGAUGACUGGAAUCCCACCACACAUCCUCAACAGCUCCCCCUCGGACCGGCAGCUUAACCGGCUGGCCCAGCGGCUGGGCCCCGAGUGGGAGCCCAUGGUGCUGUCCCUGGGGCUGUCCCAGACGGACAUCUACCGCUGUAAAGCCAACCACCCCCACAACGUGCAGUCGCAGAUCGUGGAGGCCUUUGUGCGGUGGCGGCAGUGCCACGGGAAGCAGGCCACCUUCCGGAGCUUGCAGGAGGGCCUCGUGGCCGCAGAGGUGGACCGCUCAGUGCUGCAGCACAUGCUGGAGUGACGGUGUUUCCAUCCACCCCACCAGUGAGGGUGUCCCCCAGUCACCUGUGCUGAGUCCUGACUGUCCCUCAGAGCAGGUGGUUAUUUUAAAAUUUUUGAUUUUAGUGAUUCUUAGGUGGAAGCAGACAACAGGGUUUCCACUUGACAUUACUUGAAAGGCCAGAUUACUCAGUAGAUCUCCCACAUUGGCCCCACGAUUCAUUGUUUUUAAUUGCUUGAAGAUUAUGUUGUAAUUGUGUAGUUUUUAAUUGUGUGGUUGCCUUUUGACAAACUGGAAACCAUAGCAGCUUAAAAGAAAAUGCCAUGUGAUCGCAUUACGUGCAGGUGUCCUAUAUAUAAGACAUCUGCUUUUAUGUUGCCUGGGAACUGAACUGUCAGCUUUGCUAUUAAUAUGGAUAAUGAUAAUAAAAUGUGAAUU